Molecule: messenger RNA, 4590 nt
Organism: Symbiodinium necroappetens
Lineage: Eukaryota; Dinophyceae; Suessiales; Symbiodiniaceae
Source: the annotation of a GenBank genome assembly
AUGUUCAUGGAGUUCAAGUCCCUGAAGUUUACACAGAAGCAGGUCGAGGCCUAUCGCUCUGUGCGGCAGGCUCUUCGGGAACAACUAUCCCGGCUUUUCGGAGUACCUCUGGAAGGGCUUCAGCAUGACAUGACCUUCUUCUCCCACAUCAACGCCAGCAAAACUGCUCAGACGGUGCAUGAUCAAUACUGGCACUCCCAUAUUGACACGGAGCAAUAUGGCACUUUCGCCUACACAGUCCUGCUGUACCUUAACACGGGAGCCCAGGACUUCGAUGGUGGCGAGUUUAUCUUCGAGGAGUCAAGGGGCGAGGGCUUCAGGGUGCCUGCGGCAGCUGUGGAGCCACGUGCGGGUCGCAUCGUGGCCUUCAGCAGUGACGCAGAGAACCCGCACAAGGUCCUGGCUGUGUCCAGAGGUGUUCGCAUGGCUCUGACUGCAGCCUUCACUUGCAGCCAAGAGCAGGCCAUGGCGAUCCAAAGCUUUCCGAAUCCUGCGAUGGUAGAGGCACCAAGCUUCGAGCCGGAAGGCUUCGACCAUCAAUCCAGAAGAAUCGACGGGAUGAUUCGGGUGUAUCCAGAAAGGUCGCCUGCUGGAGCCACUCCAGGCAACUCUCGCACGUCCUUGUCGCGCUUCAAGUCCUCUUUGAUGAUCCGCCAAACCUCGUCGGACGGAGACUGGUUCAUGAUGUUGAUCUCCAGCCAAGGAAAGACCCUCGUGGAGCCUUGGGGGCCCUGGCCCCCCGACACCGAGGAUUCCUGGGUCCCGGCUUGGCCAUCAGCUUUGAAGGACGCAUGCACUGCAACAGAUCCAGAGGAGGAGCAUUUGCAAGCAGACCUCAGUGAGGACUGUGACAGCGACUGGGCUGCGGCGAUCCGGGCUGCACUGCCCGAGCCAGAGGGCGGAUUCCCAAGCGAGGCCUUCUCAUCUUACUCACCGACGGCAUGUCCAGACUCCGGUACAAGCCAGGAGGAGUAUCUGGCGAAGCUCGAGCAGCGUUUGGAUAGCUUGCGCCGUGUGCCAAAGCGGAGCGCAGUUCCCUGGCGCGAAGGUCAUCAAGCUUUCCGACUUCUCGGUCUCGGAACACAAGCUGCACUGGCCUUCAGAGGAAUGGCAACUGAGAGUGCGCAGCAAGGUUCGGCCCAGACCUUCGACGCUGGACGCUUUGGUCGCUGGCUGCGCAUGAUGUUGGUAUCCUUCUAUACCGAUGAAGAAGCAGCGGUGGCCGAUGCGUUGUCCAUCACCAUGUCCGGAGGCUACACCAAUGGUAGCGCUGAGGGAAGACGCGAGUACGACCACCCCAUCGUCAUUCUGGGUGGUGGCAUGGGCGGCCUCAUGACGGCCGUGGACUUUCUGAGGCAGAACCGCAAAGACUUUAUCAUCUUGGAGCGUUACGAUGCCUUUGGUGGUACGACCUGGCGGGAUGUGGCCAAUGAAACCACCAAGUUGCAGACCGAGAAGGGAACUUAUGUUCCGGAGUAUUUGGACCCCGAAGUGCAUGCAGAUGAGGACCAGAAGACCUGGCCUUCGCGCGACAGCAUCCUGGACAUGUGCGUUGCUUGUGCGGAGAAGCACGGCCUGGAGGACAAGGCCAAGUUCAACACGUCUCUCGAGAAGGUCGAGGUUAAGGGUGACCUCCUUGCCGGCGGACACAUUGAACUGAGCAUCACUACCGAAGACUCCUCGGAAACCCUGAAGUGCUCCGCGCUGGUGUCCUGCCCAGGUGUGUUCUACAAUCCUAUCGACCUGAAAUGGCCGGGUCGCGAGGAGUUUGGCGGUUACAUCACCCAUGGCUCGUACGAUGGCAUCAACUACGACAAGCUGAAAGACGCAACCGUAUGCAUUGUAGGCCACGGAGGCUUCACCAUCGAGAACGUCCGCACCUGCGUGGAGCGAAAGUCAAAGAAGAUUUACAUUGUUUGUCGGCAUCGUCACUUGGCUGGACCCAAGAUGGUCUCCUGGAUGGUCAGUGGUGCUGCUGUUCCGAUUCCGGGACCGUUCAUCGUCGAAGCCUUCCAGAAGAUGUAUGGUCUGCUGGGAGUUGACGUUUGGAGUCAUCCAGUCGUGAACGCCAAUGCCGAUCGAUCCAGUGCCGUCUUGACUCAGACGACAACUUUCGGCGUGACAGACAUCUACUUUCUUGCGUGCUACUACAAGGUGUGCGAGGUUGUCCACGGUGAGAUUGACAAGCUCAGCAAAGGCAAGGUCCACCUCAAGGACGGCAAGGAGUUGGAGUGCAAUGUCAUCAUGAAGUGUUUGGGAAGCCACGGGGCUACAGACUUUGACGAUAUCAUCGGCUUCAAGUUUUAUCAGGGCUGGUGGGUCAAUGGCGAGCCUCUGAUGCCAUGCAUGGCACCAGCCAAAGGUGUGCAGGCCAAGAACUUCGCGGGUUUCAGCCUUGCCCCAGGCUAUGCCGGGCAGAUCAUCACCAACAGAUACUUCAUCGACCACCCGGAGAAGUUCUUAGGUGUGCGUGACUGGCUGCCCAAGCAGAACCGAGAUGAGCACUACGAGUGCAACUACAUCUACAAGGGCGCCCAUGUUCUGGCAACCAUGGUUAUUUUGCAGACUCAAUUCCCGGACCUUGCCGGAGAGUUGGCUGAAGCUGACAAGCUCAAGGCAUACAAGCACAUCAAGGCUCAUCCUUUAGAAAAGCACCUCGACGAGUGCCUCGCGGAAUGGAAGAUGUACAUCAAAAUGAUGAAGGAUCACGGACAGAUUCCUGCAGACGCCGAGGAAGUGGAAUAUCCAUACACCAAGGAGAACCUCCUGGAGCUGGACCAGAGAUGCCAGGAGGCACUAAAGGCCGAAUGGGAGAAGAUGAUGGCCAAAAAGGCCAAGGUGUGCAUUUUGGGCAUUCUCUCAGCCAAUCUUACAACGUCGGAUGCGCAAAGCCUUGUCCUUCAAAACGCACUUGGCGGAGGCCUGACCGGCAAAUACGCUAGCCUGCUGCAGCUGGCAGCUGCAAUUGACAUAUUGCCACUCGAUGGGCUGGUCCCUGACUGCAUCGUUGACAAAUGCUCCGAAGGGACAGGGGAGAAACUCCAGGCAUUCUAUCGCAUAUCGCCGGUUGCCGUUGCAGUGGCAGCCCAAAGGUUUCAGCUUCUGGAGAUGUCCUUGUCUGCACAAACUCAAGAGCAGUAUGUUUGCAAGGAGUGCAACCGGGUGUAUGACACGAUGCAGGCGAUGUCAACAUCCUUCUCGUGUGAGUGCGGCCAGGCUUUGGCCUCCACGGCAGAGGAGUCAGAGGCACGACGAGACCGGCUCCACCGCUACAAAUCCACUGCAAACAUGGUCCGCUCGCGCUCCGUCACUGGUGCCGUCGUGACUGCCUUCGGCUUGGCCUUCGUAGCGUGUCGGCUUGGCGGUGCCUUCGUGGGCUCCUCCCCCCAGCUGAGGGGAGGCUCCCAAGUUGCACGGCGAGUGGGAGUUGACUAUCUCCUGCGCAAUGGCCCGAAGGAUGCCGACCCUCCCUUGAUGGACCCAAACACUGCCUCCGGUGCCACCCACGAGAUCGAGUUCAAGAAGAAGCCUUUCGGAAUCCUCCGCUACGCACCUGGACCAAGCGGCAACGGUGCUGUGGUCCGUGAGGUGAAGCAGGAGUCCCGCUACCCGGGCGACCCGCAGGGCCAGGCUUUCGUGGCCGGCGUUCAGCCGGGUUGGGUCGUGGCUUCCGUGAACGGCCAGGAUGCGAAGAACAUCAAGUUCGAAGACCUCAUGGAGUUCAUGGAUGACGAGGUGCUGGACCCUGUGGCAGCCCUGUCCCUGAACUUGAAGGAGAACGGCGUCUCCUCCGAAGGUAAGGGCAUCGGCGAGAGCACUUUCACUUUCGGUGGUGGCAACCUCGCGCCGCUGCCCAUCAAGGUGGUGUACCAGGAGCACUCUUUCUUCUCCGUUUCCAACCCACGAGUGGUAGGGCUACUUCAAGAGCAGGCAACCGGGGCGUUCAUCACUUGGAUGGUAAUUGCAAAGGGACAGUUAGCUCCCGAGACCCACGCUGGCUUCCACGUGCAAUGCAAGGAGUUGCUGAAGCUGACACAAGAGCUUGAGAAUCUGCCAGGACCACAAUUUGGGCACCCACCCAAGGUGAAGAAGCCACGUGGAGCAGCAAAGCAAUCUGCCAAGGCGAAGGCUGCGGCGUCUGAGCAAAGGCCAGCACCUGCUGACGACAUCCGGGCGAACCAGAUGCAGGUUGACAUCGCCUCCACCUUGGAAUCGAAGGACUCGGAAGAUGCGCAGGUGCCGCCAGCAGACACUGUGCCAGCUCUCAGCGCAGAGCAGGAGAUCUCCAAGACGGUGGAGGAAGAAGUUGGUGCCCAUAACCAGAGCACGCGGACAUCGCUGGAGGCCCGUCUCCGCGGGACUCAGCGAAGCCAACCUCAAGAGGUUCAUGAAGAUCCGAUUGUUGUCGUUCGUGGGGAGCCGCUUCCUCUCUCGCGCGUCCUUGCCGACGAUGAUCUCCAGGAGCAGAUGACGGACCAAGAGUACCAGAGUUUCUACGACGUCGACCGGAAUCUGCAGCACCGAAAAUGGCUCGAGACCGGAGGGUUUAGGCCAAUCCUGCGGUGGAUUGUGCCCGGAUCCUGGUCUCCA